AAGACGCCAACAUUGUGGGGCAGUUGAUGUGUCCAGUCAAUGUUUUUUAGCACUUUCUCCCAGUGGGUAAGAGGUCAUGUUUUACCUAAACCAUGUGUUGGACCCAAACUGAACAUUUAUAACGAAAAGCAGAGCUGAUUGUUCUUAAUCUAUAGUCUAAUAAAAGAGUGAGACGAAGUGGAAAGAGACCAUCUCCAGCUAUGUUGAGGAGGCUCUUAUUUGACGGUUUUGCAGCCAUUUUUCUACUUCUGUUACGCCCAACAACUUGCAAAGCCAAGCUGAAUCAUCAUCUCUGUCACUCUUCUUGUGGGAAUAUUCCGGAUAUAAGCUACCCUUUCCGACUGAAAGAUGACCGACCCAGGUGUGGAGAGAGGAAGUAUGAACUGGCUUGUGAGAAUAAUCGCACAAUCUUACAAUUAAAUUCUGGAAGAUACUAUGUAGAAGAGAUCAAUUAUACUAGGGAGACAAUAAGGGUGGUUGAUACUGGCCUAAAGAAAGAUGAUUGUUCUUCUCUGCCUCUUCAUUCUUUGACUUAUGCAAACUUCAGUUACGGAGAUCCAUAUCGGCUGUCCUGUGAGACCUCAGAUGUAAAUUUCAUUGAUUGUGAAGCUCCAAUAAAUUCUCCUCUCUACAUCGACAUGGCACCUUGCAGUAGAAACAGUUCUUCCAACUCUUCUUUAUCUUCGAUGCAAACAUAUUCAUAUGUUGUAGUCAGACACAUGGCCCUGUUAGAUUUAGAGGACUCUUGCAGCGUAGGCUUGGUUGUUGGCUUCUCGACCAGAGGGCAGAAGAUUGAUAAUUCUCUUCCAGACAUCCACAACCGGCAGCUGUAUGGGGUUGACCUUAGAUGGUUCAAUUGCUUCGGCUUCCUCCUCUGCCCUUCAUGCGAUGGUAAGGACAAUUUGAUGGACAAGUUAUAUUGCAUUGCAGAAGACCUUGUCGAAUUUGUAAGCCAGCUCACUGUUCUUGCUGUUGCAGCCAAGAUUUUCUUCGGGGUUCCAUGUGUGUUAAUAUUUCUGAUCUACAAAUGGAAAAGGAGGAGCUUAUCCAUGUACCAUGCCAUCGAAGAGUUCAUUCAGACCCACAAUAAUCUAAAACCUAUUAGGUUCUCUUACUCGAACAUUAAGAAGAUGACCAAAGGCUUCACAGAAAAGUUAGGUGAGGGCGGCUAUGGUUCAGUAUAUAAAGGAAAGCUGAAAAGUGGCCAUCUUGUAGCAGUAAAAAUGCUGGCCAAUUCCAAAGCUAAUGGACAAGAUUUCAUCAAUGAAGUUGCUACAAUUGGAAGGAUUCAUCAUUUCAAUGUGGUGCAACUAAUUGGAUUUUGUGUUGAGGGAUCAAAACGAGCUCUUGUGUAUGACUUCAUGAUGCCUAAUGGAUCUCUUGACAAGUACAUAUUUCCUGAAAAGGAAGAACAUAUCUCCUUGAGCUUUGAGAAAAUGUAUCAGAUUUCUCUAGGAGUGGCCCACGGGAUUGAAUACUUACAUCGGGGUUGUGAUAUGCAAAUCCUACAUUUUGAUAUAAAGCCCCAUAAUAUACUUCUUGAUAAGAAUUUCACUCCAAAGGUUUCAGACUUUGGCCUAGCAAAAUCUUAUCCAGCAGAUCAUAGCAUCGUGUCUUUAACUGGAGCAAGAGGGACAAGGGGAUACAUGGCUCCAGAACUGUUCUACAAAAACAUUGGAGGAGUCUCAUACAAAGCUGAUGUCUAUAGUUUUGGAAUGUUGUUGAUGGAAAUGGCAGGCAGAAGGAGGAAUUUGAAUGUGUUUGCUGAGCAUUCAAGCCAAAUUUACUUCCCUUCCUGGGCCUACGAUCAAUUCAAUGAAGGAAAGGACAUAGAAAUAGGAGAUGCCACAGAGGAAGAACAAAAACUUGAAAAAAAGAUGGUCCUAGUAGCCUUAUGGUGCAUACAGUUUAAGCCCAGUGAACGUCCUUCAAUGCACAGAGUUAUUAUAGAGAUGCUUGAAGGAAAGGUUGACCAACUGCAAAUGCCUUCAAAGCCUUUUCUAACUCCACAAGAGGUGUAAGUUGAUGAUCGUGAAAAGAAAACGAACACAACAGAAAUAUCAUGAAUUAGUAUCAGUUAGUGUGUACUACUGGUGUAGCUACUCAAAAGAGUACGCCACAUUAGCCUUCUUGAUGUCCAUCCCCAUCUAUGAUAGUGCAAGCUUUGUUGGAGAGUGUGAUAUACAAUAUGAACCCAAAUUCUACAUGCUUUAAAUUUUUAGGAAAAUUGAUACUUCAAUAAAGCUCUACCCAUGUAUUUAGUUGUUCUUGAACAUUGAAAGGUAGGUUAGCCACAGAUUAUUUAUCAGCUUUCCCUAGUAAUUAUAUGCCCUACCCUUGUAGUAAUGCCCUUCUUGAUGUCCACCGAUUCCACAUCCCCUUCUUUGGCUAGAGUUGAUUUCCAGUAAUAUACUAGUUUUCUUGUCAUUUAUGAUAUUAAAUAUGUAAAAUAAAGAAACAAAAUGACAAAGGUUAAUUUUAGCUUUGUU
This is a messenger RNA of Vitis vinifera (wine grape), 2489 nucleotides long. RefSeq names its product rust resistance kinase Lr10. Gene Ontology annotation, biological process: protein phosphorylation. Gene Ontology annotation, molecular function: polysaccharide binding; ATP binding; protein kinase activity. The record is from RefSeq and is a predicted model, not a curated record. NCBI's taxonomy places the organism in Eukaryota, Viridiplantae, Streptophyta, Magnoliopsida, Vitales, Vitaceae.